Coregonus clupeaformis (lake whitefish) is the source of this 951-nucleotide messenger RNA. RefSeq names its product mitochondrial pyruvate carrier 2-like. The transcript has 5 exons. Gene Ontology annotation, biological process: pyruvate import into mitochondria. The record is from RefSeq and is a predicted model, not a curated record. Lineage: Eukaryota; Metazoa; Chordata; Actinopteri; Salmoniformes; Salmonidae. Gene Ontology annotation, molecular function: pyruvate transmembrane transporter activity. Bases 162 to 557 code for a protein of 131 amino acids. Gene Ontology annotation, cellular component: mitochondrial inner membrane.
UUCUGCCAAUGGGUUCAUACAGGCUAUUCUUUGUUCUAGUUAGUAUAGCCAAUCAAUGACAGGGUGUACUAGUUCUCCAAUACAGCACAUACUAUUUCUUUAUUUUGAACUGUCGGUACCAAGUUCAACAAAAGUAGGAAAUAAAACUCCAGUCUCCAGACAUGGCUUUAGCGGGAGUUAGAGCUUCAUACCACAGGAUUCUUAACCAGAUAGAGCUUCUACUACCUGGUAAACUGAGACCUUUCUACAACCAUCCAGCAGGUCCAAAGACAGUUUUCUUCUGGGCACCAGUGUGUAAAUGGGGCCUGGUUAUGGCUGGCAUGGCUGAUAUGACACGGCCAGCUGAUAAACUGAGUGUCUCUCAGUCUGGAGUACUCAUGGUCACAGGUGUCAUUUGGUCCCGAUAUUCCCUUGUCAUCAUUCCGAAGAACUGGGGUCUUUUUUUUGUCAACGGUUUUCUUGGAUUGGCAGGAGCCAACCAAUUUGUUAGAAUCUGGAUGUACCAACAGGAAGUAAAGAAGCAACAGGACGAGAAGGCCCAGAUCCCCAUCAUAUAAUCCACACACACACACACACACAAUAUCGGGUUUUGGCUUGAACUCUCAAUAUUUUUAAUAGAUUUGUGCCCCUUAAAUAUUUACUCAAUAUUAUGUGCAAUUUUAAUACAGUUGUUUGUAGGAUUACGUAAUUGUUGUAAUUUAAAUAAAUGAAUGUAUUUAUGAAAGUUGUAUCUGUAACAUAGCUAAAAUCGUUAUUUAUUUUCUGUAGUAGAAAUGUUACAACCUUGUAGGCCAACAGGCCAGAUUAAUUAAAGAUUCAGCUGUUUUGAUAUAAAGAUUCAGCUGUUUUGAUAUAAAGAUUCAGCUGUUUUGAUAUAAAGAUUCAGCUGUUUAGAUAUAAAGAUUCAGAUGUUUUGAUAUAAAGAUUCAGCUGUUUUGAUAUAAAGAUUAA